Messenger RNA from Dermatophagoides farinae (American house dust mite), 967 nucleotides. RefSeq lists its product as uncharacterized. NCBI's taxonomy places the organism in Eukaryota, Metazoa, Arthropoda, Arachnida, Sarcoptiformes, Pyroglyphidae. The record is from RefSeq and is a predicted model, not a curated record. Gene Ontology annotation, molecular function: protein binding. Gene Ontology annotation, cellular component: extracellular region.
UUUUUCAAUUCGUUGGUAGUUUUAUCGACGACGAACAUAGAAACACAGACACUUGCAAACACACAUCAUCAUCAUCAUUAACAUUAAUAUUUAAUAUCGAAACGAGACGAUCAGUAAAUUUCAACUCAUGGCCAUGGUCAAAACUUUGAAUUUUUUCCUCAUCAUUUUUUUCAUCACUUUUGAUUUGAAUUUUAUUUUUUCUUCGGAGAAACAAGAACAAAAAUGUCCUGAAAAAUGUCCGAACAAUGAACCAUACUCACCAGUAUGUUCAUCGAAUGGUACGGUUUUCGACACUGAAUGUUCUAUGCAUCUUUUGUCUAAUUGUAGCCUAAGCGUGAGUGAUUGGGAAGAAUGUCGUGGAUUACAUCCAUUAUGUCCGGCGGAUUGUUUAGAUAUUCAGGAUCCAGUUUGUGCAGAUGAUAAUAAAAUCUAUCCGAAUAAAUGCGUGAUGCACAAACGUAAUUGUGGAAAAUUGAUCCGGGAGCGUCCGAUUCUAUUCUGUCUUGGAAACAAUGCUCGAAAGUCCAGACAGGAUCAUUGUCCGGACAAUUGUCUUGAAUUAUAUAAACCUGUUUGUGGAAGUGAUGGUCAAGUCUAUCUGAAUGAAUGUUAUUUGAAAAUGCAGAAUUGCGACAAUGGAAUCGAAAAGGUAGAUAUGAGCGAAUGUGCAACGGCUUCAAAAUGUCCAGCCUAUUGUAUUCCAAUCUAUGAUCCAGUUUGUGGAUCGAAUAAAAAAAUCUACCUUAACCAAUGUAUGAUGCUAAGAGAGAAUUGUAAUGCCACCAUCAGGAAUAUGCCAUUACAAUUUUGUGUUGGCGACGAUGUUGACAAAUUAUAACAACAAAAAUUUUUUCAACAUUCAAAUUUUUUUUUAAUUUUUGAUUGAAAUAUAAUUCAUCAUCAUUUUUUGUGAAUGCAAAUAAAAUUGAUUAUUAUAAUAAAAAUCUGAAUGUACGAAAAAGCCUAU